This is a messenger RNA of Sycon ciliatum, 1569 nucleotides long. RefSeq names its product FACT complex subunit SSRP1-like. Gene Ontology annotation, biological process: regulation of chromatin organization. Gene Ontology annotation, molecular function: histone binding; DNA binding; nucleosome binding. The transcript has 10 exons. The coding region runs from base 16 to 1569 and encodes 517 amino acids. The record is from RefSeq and is a predicted model, not a curated record. Lineage: Eukaryota; Metazoa; Porifera; Calcarea; Leucosolenida; Sycettidae. Gene Ontology annotation, cellular component: FACT complex; nucleus.
UUUCAUGGGUAUAGUAUGGAAAACCGGUCUAAGGUGACCAAGGCCCCCUGGAAUUUGAGUCGGCCUGUUAACGUCAUUGUACCCCGUCUUUCCGUGUUUCCUAUCCAGAACCACGGCCGUCUUCGCAUGCAGCCAGAGAAGAUCACAUUCAAGGCCAGCCGAAGUGGCAAGAUUGAACAGUUCAGCCCAGAUGGGCUUAAGUCAGUCAACUGGACGCGUGCGCCGAAGGGCUGGGAGCUGUCACUAGUCGCCAAGUCGGGCUCCUGCACUCGGCUACAGGGCUUCAAAGAGACCGAAAGCCAGCGGUUACAAGGCAAGAUUAGCAAAUGGUACAAGCUGCCGUGGAGCGUAGUGGAGCGGUCUGUUCGCGGCCUUAGCUAUGGGAAAACCGACUUUUGCGGCUCAUCGUUGAAGUUUGUCAUCGACGACAAGCCAUCGUUUGAGUUGCCCCUGGAGAGUGUGUGCCAGACGUCCAUCACCAAGAACGAGGUACACUUGGAGUUCCAUCCGAACGACGAAGCGGACGUUCAGCUCUCUGAAAUGAGAUUCUACGUGCCACCGUCUCUCACGUCCGCUGUCGGUGAUGGCAUCGCCGACGACAAAGACGCAGCCAAGGAAUUCCACACCAAAAUCACGUCGCAUGCCGACAUUCUUCGUGUGUCUGGCGAUGCGCUCAUUACGUUUGACGGAAUGUCAUGCCUGGUGCCUCGUGGACGCUACACAGUGAAAGUAUACCCAGGGUUUCUCUUCCUGCAUGGCAAGUCGUACGACUUCACCGUUCCCUUUCAGUCCAUCGUGCGACUCUUCCUCUUGCCUCACAACGACAUGCGACAAAUGUACUUUGUGGUGGCUAUGGACCCUCCCAUGAGGCAGGGCCAGACGCGCUACCCUUUUCUGAUUCUCAUCCUCAACAAGGAAGAGUCGAUGGAAGCAGAGGUGGCAUUGUCAGAAGAAGAGCUGGAGAAGCAGUACCAGGGUAAGCUGACUCAGCAGAUGAAUGGGCCUAUUUACGAGGUGCUGAGCCGCGUCAUGAAGGCGGUCGCUUCAAAGAAGAUCGUCGUGCCUGGCAAUUACCGAAGUCAGCGCGGCGGGCAGUGCAUCAGCUGCAGCUACAAGGCCAACCAUGGCAUGCUAUUCCCGCUGGAGAAGGGCUUCAUCUUCGUGCACAAGCCCGCGCUGCACGUGCGCUUCGAUGAGGUGGUCGCCGUCAAUUUCUCGCUCGGCGGCACUGGAACUCAUCGGUCGUUUGACUUUGAGUUAGAAGUCAAGAAUAACAUUGUACACAUCUUCCAGAGUAUGGACAAAGAUGAGUACAGUCGCUUGUAUGACUUCUGCUCAGCCAAGAAGCUCAGGAUCCGCAAUAAGGGCGGCAAGUCGGGCAGUGCAACGUAUCGCGAUGACUUUGACGACGACGACAGUGACCAAGAUGCGUAUUUGGGGAAGGUGAAGGCGGAGGGUGCUUCCCGCAUGGACGAUACAGACUCUGGUAUGGUAGCAGCUGGGAAGCAAGCUGCUUUACUGCUGAAUUUGUGUAGAAGAAGUCUUGCUAAAUCAGCAUCAGUCUCAUAG